AUGGAGGAGAGGCAGAAGGCCUGCCUGGUGGUGGCUGCCUGUGUGAGCACCGUGCUCUGCCUGGUCUCGUCCACAUCUGCCUUCUCGCACGGCGCCGGCCCCUCUGCCUGUGCUGACAUGAUGCCCAGGCACCUGCGGGCUCAGCUGCACAGCCCCACCAACAACUACGUUACCGUCCACACCAACGUGUCCUUCUACGUCCCGGGAGACAAAGUCCCAGUGACAGUGAGAAGCAGCCGGGAUUUCAUGGGCUUUUUGCUUCAAGCUCGCAAAGUGUCUAACGAUGAAACUGCUGGCACAUUUGUCUUCAUUCCUCCUGGCUCCAAGCUGCUGUCUUGCUUUGAAGACGGUGAUACUGUCACCCACUCGGACAAGUCCCUGAAGAGAAACCUGUCCUUUGUAUGGAAAGCGCCGGACCAACCCAUUGGAGACAUCAGAUUUUUCAUCUCUGUAGUCCAGUCAUACUUUGUUUACUGGGCAAGGAUCGAAUCGGCCACCGUGGCUCAGCGAGGGCACAACGACACAUCUGCUGGAGGCAGCAGGAAGGCCGGCCCUGCAGCACCUGCACCCACGCAGGAACCUGCAGGCCCCCACGUAGCUGGCACAGCAAGCAAAGCUGCUGGCAAGACCAGCGAUGGCCAUAAAGAACUCCCUGAUGAGAAGGCACAGACGGGCAUCCUAGGCUCUGGCUCUUCUACUGCCAUCCCCAGCUCUCUCCAGUACACCAGCCCUGCUCUGGUCAGCCUGACCGGCAUCCAUCCAACACCAGCACAGGGUUCAAGCAUUGCUGUCCACUCAGAUACGCAGCCCACCACAGAGCCAACGCUGUUGUCCCAAACCUUGAGGGGUGCCUCCAGCAGGAGUGGAGGGAGCAGCCCCACGAGCAGCUCAAGGCUGGAGCCAUCGCUUGCCUUCCAAGAGCCAGGCCUGGCUGAUGAUCUGCAAAGCUUCCUCUUCGAGGAUUAUGCCUCCAAGCAGAGCCUCUCUGGCAGAGCACAAAGUGGUGCCAGCACUACCAACCCACACCUGUGUGUGACAUGUAAAGAUGAGCAGGCAAGUACUGAGAACGGGGCCGCCCUGGAAACUUCCCUGCCUGCAGCAGCCUCUUGGUCUGCCCUACACGUAGGCGCUCACCUGAGUGAAGCUGCCGUGACAACAGCCUGGUUUGGCAAUGAGGACACCGUCAGCAAUUUGUCAUCGGCCUGGAGGCAAAUGGCAGAAAGCAAACCAUCCCAGCGGCCAGAGGAGGGCGAGGAGGAGGUCAGUGAGGAGGUGGGUGGGCACACGCUGCCGUGGGUGACCAGAGCAGGUCCCAAACCCGCUGUCCCAGGGAGGGGGGACGGCUCUCGCAGAGGGACACGUCUGAUAGCGGCCCAACUUGGCAUCCUCCUCGUCUGCACGGCGGUGCUGGGGCUGGCCGCGGCAGCUGGCCUGCGCUACGUCUGUGCCCGGUACUGCCACAAGAGGACAGAAGUGUCCUUCAGCGAGCCAGGCAACAACGUCAUCGCUGUGAAGGAAAGCGGGGAGAUGAUGCACUUCCGCAAGAUCCGCGAGAACAGCUUCGUGCUGGUUCAAGCUGAGUACAACUGGAUCGGCCCGUCAAGCAGCGGGACGAGGAGACUAACGUAA
Messenger RNA from Lagopus leucura (white-tailed ptarmigan), 1629 nucleotides. RefSeq names its product reeler domain containing 1 (gene REELD1). Gene Ontology annotation, molecular function: oxidoreductase activity, acting on metal ions. The record is from RefSeq and is a predicted model, not a curated record. The transcript is spliced from 7 exons. The coding region runs from base 1 to 1629 and encodes 542 amino acids. Lineage: Eukaryota; Metazoa; Chordata; Aves; Galliformes; Phasianidae.